Fusarium mangiferae is the source of this 483-nucleotide messenger RNA. RefSeq lists its product as uncharacterized. The record is from RefSeq and is a predicted model, not a curated record. The transcript has 2 exons. NCBI's taxonomy places the organism in Eukaryota, Fungi, Ascomycota, Sordariomycetes, Hypocreales, Nectriaceae. The coding region runs from base 1 to 483 and encodes 160 amino acids.
AUGUCCAGCAACACACCCUCUACCCCCGUCAAGGUGCCCUCCAGCGCCGCAAACCACACACAGGCGACUCUGGAUCCAGAUUUACGGUCACAAAUCAACACAGUCCUUCUGCGCGACGGUCACGUCUCAAAAAUACAAGAUGCUCUUCUCCACGCGCUGAACUCCCAUUCUACGAACUGGCCCACGGCUAUCCAAUCGCAUGCACUCGCUCUGCUGCGCUCUGGCGAAGUGACAACCUUUCCCGCCCUACUGAGUCGCGUGCUUGAAGAUGUCCGCCACGAUUCUGCCCUCAACCCCAUAUCAUCGAACUCGAACGGAACGAGCGCUAAGCCUGCAACAAACGGCGAUGCCACGAAGACUAAUGGCGCGACCGACGCUAAGCCUAGUCUUGCUGUGCCGGAGUCGGUAAUCGACGAGGCUCUUCGCGUCACCAGGGAGAGCCUAGAAGCUGUUUGCGACAUCGAGGACGAAGGAACCGCUUAA